This is a messenger RNA of Porites evermanni, 610 nucleotides long. The record is from the annotation of a GenBank genome assembly. NCBI's taxonomy places the organism in Eukaryota, Metazoa, Cnidaria, Anthozoa, Scleractinia, Poritidae.
CUCAUUACCGACAAUUGGCUUUCCUGGUCUAAGCAUGUUAACGAAUUGUGUGAGAAGGUAACUUCGGCCAUAGGUGCCCUUAGACGUAUCAGGCCCCUUAUCUCCCAAUCUACUGCGGUACUAGUCUAUAACUCCUUAAUUCAACCUCACUUUGAUUACUGUAGCCUCGUUCGGGAUGGCUUAAGUGAUCAACUGAGUGACAAAUUACAAAAGUUACAGAACCGUGCAGCUAGAGUAAUUUUUAAAGGCCAACUAUGGGACUAGCUCGAGCCUGCUUCUUGAUAUACUCAAAUGGGACAAAUUAGUUAUAAGGAGAAAGAAGCAUAAAGCAAUAAUGAUGUUUAAAUCUCUAAAUGAACAAGCUCCAGUGUACUUGCAGAACCUAUUUCACGAACGAAGCACAGACUAUGAUUUGCGCAAUUCCUUUCAUAAAUUGACGUUGCCCAGGCCGCGUACUAACUACUUGAAACGAAGUUUUAGUUACAGCGGUGCUUUGUUGUGGAACUCUUUACCCGAAAAUGUGAGAGAAAUUAAAUCAGUCAGUAAAUUUAAAGAGCAAAUCAAUCAUCUAUUUGAGUCGUCGGAUUCUCACUCGGCGGCAGUCUUGUAA